UCCAGGCCGCGCCGACGCGCGGGAGCCGCUGGGCGCGCACUGCGCAUGCGGAAGAUGGCGACCCCGCGUCUGGCGUCCUGAUCCCGGUGCUGCCCGCGCGACCCCGGCGCCCCGGCUCUUCAGGUCCCUCGGCCUCGACCCUCCGCGCGCGGUCUUCAGCCCCGCGUCGGCCUCCUCAGCCCUCAGCCCCUCACUCCUCCUCAGCCUCGUCAGCCCCUCACCCUCCUCACUCCUCGCCCUCCUCACGCUCCUCAGCCCCUCGCCCUCCUCAGCCCCUCACCUCCUCACGCUCCUCAGCCCCUCACCCUGGUGGGCGUCGGGAUGAGUGAGCAGCGCCCGCGGCGGCUGCCCAGCCUGCUGCUCGACCCUGCAGAUGAGCCUGUGCGCCGGCGCUGCCGGGACCCCAUCAGCGUGGAGGGGCUGCUGCCAUCAAAAAUAAGGAUUAAUAUAGAAGAUAAUGUACAGUAUAUGUCCGUGAGAAAAGCUUUGAAAGUGAAGAGGCCGCGUUUUGAUGUGUCACUGGUCUAUUUAACCCGGAAGUUCAUGGAUCUUGUGAGAUCUGCACCGGGUGGCAUUCUGGACUUGAAUAAAGUUGCCACAAAACUGGGGGUGCGCAAACGAAGGGUGUAUGACAUCACCAACGUCUUGGAUGGAAUCGAUCUGGUGGAAAAAAAGUCCAAGAACCAUAUUCGAUGGAUAGGAUCUGAUCUUAGCAAUUUCGGAGCGGUGCCUCAGCAGAAGAAGCUGCAGGAUGAACUGUCCGACCUGUCAGCCAUGGAGGACGCUCUGGACGAGCUGAUCAAAGACUGUGCUCAGCAGCUGUUUGCGCUGACAGAUGACAAAGAGAAUGAGCGGCUGGCUUAUGUGACGUAUCAAGACAUCCACAGCAUUCAGGCUUUCCACGAACAGAUCGUCAUCGCAGUUAAAGCUCCAGCGGAGACCAGACUGGAUGUCCCUGCCCCCAGAGAAGACUCCAUUACAGUGCACAUAAGGAGCACCAACGGGCCCAUAGACGUCUAUCUGUGUGAAGUGGAGCAGGGUCACUCCAGUAAGAAGACGCCUGAGGAUGUGGGGACCCCGCCUAAGAGCAGGCACACCGAGCAUGCAGGUGACGAAGAAAAUCUGUCACAACAAGGUGAAGAAUUGGUUGAAGUGAGCAACUGACAGCGUUUGGGGGUUGGUGUAGAGAAUGUUCUACGUGGACGAAUCAUGCAUCAGAGUUGCUUCUCAGCCAGAAGUCAUCCGUGGACUCCGUUUUCAGUAGCAGCGUCGAGACCAGUGGUGUCUUUGAGCGUGUCACCACUUGGAUUGACUGGUAGCUGUGGUCUCCACAUUAAAAAGCAAAGUCUUUAUAAUUGUUCACUGCUUUAGCCAGUGAAGUAAAUAUUUGCCUGCUGACAUAACUCCAUCAUAAGACUCUUACUAAGGCAGGCAGGCCUGACGGAUAUUUCUUCUGGAGUCUCUGCCCUUUCCUCUAAGGGUCCUGGUCUGUGAUCACAAAAGAAAUUGCCUUACGCGGGGUGGCAUCUGCCUUUAGCGGCCUCGUUGGGUGGGUGUGCAGUGCGUUGCCUGCGGAGUCUCCACAUACCUGAUGGUGUACAGUCAGCUUCUGUGACUUAAUAGAAUCCUCUGAGUGUGGGGUAGAGGAGAGUCUUCUCCAGACUCGCACAUGUGGAAGUUUCGGGGGGGUUGCGGUGCAGCCUCCAGUACUCAGGUGUCACGCCGCACAGCCUGGUGGCAUGUUCCCAAGGCCCCACAGGCAGACAUGAAAGGCUGUCAGGUGGCGGCCCCGCUCCCUGUACGACGUGGUUCAGUUACGGAGUGUGGGAGCUGGCCAUCUUGUGAGCAGGUCUGUGGUGUCUGUAGGCAGCCUGUUUUUCAGAGUGUACUUGAUGAGUCAGUGACCCCGCCUCUAGCUUAGUCCCGUGUUUCCAAGCACCUGCUGUUUCUACCUCACUGGGUAAGUUCUUACCACUUUUGUGCCUCUGUUUCCUCAGUAGUUAACCAUUAGGCUGUGAACUCCUUGCGGGGGUUGUUGGAAUCAUUGUUAACCCAGUGCCUUGUGCCACGCCUGGCACUUGGAGAAGUGCUCAAUAAACAUUUGAACAGA
Molecule: messenger RNA, 2110 nt
Organism: Erinaceus europaeus (western European hedgehog)
Lineage: Eukaryota; Metazoa; Chordata; Mammalia; Eulipotyphla; Erinaceidae
Gene: E2F6
Product: E2F transcription factor 6
Exons: 7
Coding region: 322-1164 (280 amino acids)
Biological process (GO): regulation of transcription by RNA polymerase II
Cellular component (GO): RNA polymerase II transcription regulator complex
Molecular function (GO): DNA-binding transcription factor activity, RNA polymerase II-specific; RNA polymerase II cis-regulatory region sequence-specific DNA binding; protein dimerization activity
Source: RefSeq, a predicted model, not a curated record